Molecule: messenger RNA, 4687 nt
Organism: Microplitis mediator
Lineage: Eukaryota; Metazoa; Arthropoda; Insecta; Hymenoptera; Braconidae
Exons: 11
Coding region: 886-3474 (862 amino acids)
Biological process (GO): intracellular signal transduction; G protein-coupled receptor signaling pathway; regulation of G protein-coupled receptor signaling pathway
Source: RefSeq, a predicted model, not a curated record
CACGAACUAUCACGUACAUGUUAUUCCGACACGACAGUACCCCGUUUUUCGUUGUUGAUCGACGUCCUCCUCGACGGCCGUUACGUUAUCACUAAAUAUUAUGUACUGAAUAAAACGCGUCACUAUUUUACUGAGAUAAAUUAAAUGUGAGUUUUUUUAUUUUACUCAGCCUAAAAUUAUCACUGGCACUACUAACAGAUAACAAUAUCACUACCAAUAAUACUAAUAAAUAAAUAAAUAAAUAACCAAUAACAGUAAUAAUAAUAAAUGAUAAUGAUAAUAAUAAUGAUGAUGAAUUGUAUGAGUGCAUUGUCACAAGAUGCCUUGCGUUAAAUUACAAGUGAUGCUGAAAAUUAAGUGAUUUUAAAAAUGAGUGAUCUGAAAUAGACCGUGAAUUUUUUUUAUUAAAUUUUUAUUUUAACCACUGGCGUCACUUGUUGUUGCUCAUUUUAUUUUUUUAAAACAUUUUUUGGAGUUUAAGGGUGUGGUGGUUUAUUAAUUUGUUUUCACUCUAAUUUAAAAUUCAAAAUGUUUUUUUUUAGUGAAUUAAAGUAAAGAAAAAAAAAUUACCUGAGCUGGAUGUAAAAUAAUUAUGUGUAAUAAUUAUAGGUAAUUUUUAUACAUAAUUGUAAUUAUUGACGAGCGUAUAAUUGACGAAAAUAAAUUAGCCUCGGGACUCAAUGACCUGAUUGACAUCCUCGUGCGUUAAUGAAGCUCCGCUGUUUUGAAUCGUCGAUGGGCGUGCGGGGGUGACUGGAGUGAUGGGAUGGGGCCAGAGCCCCAUGGAGUUCGGGUAGACCCGUCUCCGGCCCAGCUCCCCAGCCCCCUCCGCCAUCGCAACCGCCACCACUCGUGCAAGCGCCGAAGAGGGCCACCUCGUACGCGAUGGAGGCUCACACUACUCACCAACACCAACGCAAGGACAAGGUGCCACGAGUUCAUAGACCUUGUUCCUUUGAUAAGAUGGAGGAGCUGGUGCGGAAAAUGCAAGACGCGGAGAACGGUGUUCCCGUGGGCAGCCAAAAACAAUUCCUCACAUCAAUUCCCUCGGCGUUUAUGGGCUACGACCUUAUAGAGUGGUUGAUGGAACGUCUUAGCAUCGAAGAAACAGGUAAAAAUAACUGUAAAAUUUAUUAUUAUUAUUACAAUGUACAAAGUACGUGUUAUAUUGCAGAGGCGGUUCAUCUGGCGAAUCAAAUCUGCCAGUACGGCUACUUCUUUCCGGUAAACGACUCAAAGACUCUUACUGUCAAAGACGACAGUUCUCUCUACAGGUUCCAGGUGCCAUACUACUGGCCAUGGCAGCACAGGACACCCGACAAUGUCGAGUAUGCUAUUUAUUUAGCUAAACGUACACUGAGAAACAAGCAGCGUCAUGCGCUCGAGGAUUAUGAGAUUGAAGCACUGACUAGCUUGAGAAAAAACUUGGCAAACAAGUGGGAGAUAAUUCAAAUGCAAGCUGAAGAACAAGUGCGUUUAUUUAAAGAACGUAAGAAAGGAGAUAAGAUUGUUAGUGACUCGCAAGAGCGUGCAUUCUGGAGAGUUUACAGACCACCGCCAGGAUACAUGAGCAGUCUGGAAGUGCCACCGGUUCCGACGAGAGCACGACCUGGCACGAGACCAACUGUGCGAAAGCGAACACUUACAGACAUACAGCGCGAGGUCGAGUUACUGAGAAACAGUCUGACACGCACUAGAAUAAAAGUAUCCGCGGCGAUUGAAAAUAUAAAGAACUACUUUGAAACUUAUAUGGACUAUGACCCGAUGAUUGUGCAGCCGCUGCCGUCAAACCCCUGGAUCAGCGACGACCAGACCUUCUGGCAGAUAAACAGCCCGAUCGUCGAGGUCCCCACGGAAAAACGGGUUAAGAGAUGGUCCAUUUCGCUGGAGGAGAUCAUGUCCGACCCCACGGGUCUCCAGGAGUUCACUAAUUACCUGCGCAAGGAGUACAGCCACGAGAACAUCAGGUUCUGGUUGGCUGUCAAGGACCUCAGGCAUUGUUUCCAGGCACAAAUUCCCGAGAAAGUUACUGAUAUUUUUAGAGAGUUUUUAGCGCCCGGAGCGCCGUGUGAAAUAAAUAUCGAUGGUAAAACAAUGGAUCGAGUUCACCAGGAAAUGAAAAAUCCCAGUAGAUUUACAUUUGACGCAGCUGCUGAACAUGUAUAUACUUUGCUGCUUAAAAAGGAUUGUUAUCCCCGAUUUAUACGCUCGGAUCACUACCGUAAUCUUUUGGCAGCUGGUAUACAGCCAUUGCAAAAAAAACGGUUCUUUGGGUUCGGCGGGCAAGCGAAGAAGAAAACCGCAACAUCAUCAUCAGGGGGUGCGCUGCAGGGGAACAUGAGCAGCGUAAGCGGCGGCAGAAGACGAGGGAGCGAUCGCAGUCUCUCGGGAUCAGCUCACGAGCUUGCAGUUUGCGGUGUCCGGGAUGUCACCGCUGCCCCCAGGGUUCCUCACUCCCACAGUCAAUCGAAUCUCACUGACAUACCUUACAGGGAUGCUGGUGGAGCGGAGGGACCUGCAGUUCGCCAUAUGGACGACGUAUGUCCGUGGGACGCGGCGCCAGGGCCGAAUGUCGAGUCCGACGUCGCUGCGGGAACGUCAUCAGGCUCAACUGACGAAAGCACCGGGUGGCCGUGUCCGAGUGUCAGCGGCGUCAGCACCAGUGGAAUUCCCUUGCCGAUAGAAACUUCUUCGAGAACGUCUAGGAAAAAUUCAUCCCAACUAGACUCCUGCAGCUCCUCGUCGGACGUCAGUCUGGCGAUCGCGGAAGCUUCUGAUCGGCUGAGAAAAACCUGCGGCCUUCAGCACUCGAUCAGCAUAACGACUCCAAGUAUUACGCGGAACUACUCAGUCUCUAGUGUCACCACAAAAGUGAAGCUCGCCGACACCAGCAGAGCUGCGGUAAACUUCACGACACCCCAGCAGUCAUUUGAUUUGCCCCACUACCAGCACCACCAUCACCAUUACCACCAUCACUCCCAUCAGCAGCUUGACGUCAAAACUGUACCCGAAGAAGUUGAAACUAAAAACGACUCGGAUGUCAAAAGUCCUAAAGACUCGACCAAGCCGCCUGUUGCAAUGGCGCCGCUGAUAAGCAUCAGCGCGAUUGUUGGUGAACUAACUGGAGACUCGGUCGAUUCGGAGCAGAGUAUUGACCUCGAAUCAGUUCCCGAUGACAGCACUGCUGAUGUGUCGACUCUCAGACAAGAUAAUACUGCGACAGAACCCAGUUCUAUUUGUUCAGAUGCCGCUGAUGUUGUUGAAGAAGCUCAGGUUGUUCCUGUGUGGGUUCCUGAGGACAAUCAGCAGUCACAGUCACAGUCCCAACCACCCUCGCAGUCACAGUCUGCCGCUAGUGCUCCAAAGGAAAAGCAAGACAAUAAUGUUAAUGAAGUUUGUCCUUGGGAAGAUGAAGAAAAUUGUAAAGUGGAUACGCCAUAUGUAAAGACCUACGCGACCUUAGGUUACUUGUAAACCCCAUAAACCAACUUACGAGAGAGUUAAUUAAUGCACUAACCACCUAAACUGUUUUACACGCUAAUCGCACAUGGAUUACACGUUUAAUCUCGAUGGAACCGCCAUCACGCGGCUGAUCUCAAGUGUCUUAAUUCUAGGUUCGAUAUUAUUAUCAUUAUUACUAUUAUUAUUAUUUAUAACCAUUAAUUAAAAUUAUCUCUGGCGGAUCUAAUAGUACAGUAGGUCUACUACAAUUUACGGUAGAUCUUCUGGAAAAUUACGGUAAAUUUACCGUAAAAAAGCAGGUAAAGCUUUGAUCGCUUAUGAUAAAGCAGCCGUAAACAUUUUGUUAGGCCGUAAAUUCCGAAAAUUCAAGGGUAAUUAAUAUUCUUACCGAAUUUAAAAGUAGACUUACCGUAAACUUACGGUAUUUUUUACUGGAACUUACGGCUAUUGAUGAUCGCACAAAUAUUUACCGCCUUUGCAGAUCUGAAUUACAGUAAAUUACCGGAUUUUAUCGCAAAAUAUCGUAAUUUGGGUCUGCUAUGGCGUCUUUUUAUCGUAGUUCUACCGCAAAUUUACUGUAUUCGUACAGUCAUGCUACAGUAGAAUUACGGUCGGUUACGGUAUAUAGCUCUAGUACCGUAAUUUUACCGUAAUGUUGGUCCGCCAAAGAAUUUUAUUUAAUUUAAUUUAUAAAUAAAAGUAUUUUAUGAACGAAGGUACUGGAAACUCGGCCUACUUUUAAAUAACCACAAUGAUAUUUAAAAUUUUUCGAAAGAUACUUACAUAUAUUAUCAUAUAUUAGAUAUACUAUACAUACUUGUAUCAAUAUACAUAAAUUUAUGAAUGUUACCGCAAAUAAAAUGGCGGCUAAUAUCAAUAUAUUGAGGUUGCAUCUUAUUUGUCAGUAGAUUGUUGUGCAUUAGUUGUAAAUUGUCUAGGAAAUUGUUUGAGAUAUAAAUUAGUUUGUGUAAAGUAGAUUAUCGUACUAAGGGUGACGCAUUUGAAAAAGCAAAUGCCAUUAUUGUAUUACUAUUGCUGUUAGUCUUGCUCUUGCUCUAGCUCUUAGUGAUUUAAUUAACCAAAACGUUUGAAGGUUAAUUGAUUAAUCAAAGGAUUAUUGAUUGGAUGCGCUUUGAAGGGGAUUGUUGAUAUGAGCCCUUUGACCUCCCCCUUAAAUCGCACCCCCAAUUAAUUUCACAAGUGAGACACAGUUCAGGAUAAAAAU